CAAAUAGCAAACACCUGUAUACCAAUUUACCUUACUUUUCACUCAAGCUUCUCAAAAACCACUUGAACCCAAUGGCUUCUUUCCAAAACUUCAACUUCGAAGCCCAAAUUCCAUCAGAGCUCCUGAUAUCUCAGAUCAUGCAACUUCACGCAGCAAUCUCCAAGCUUGAAUCUCUCAAGCCUUCUAAGCAAGUCAACACCCUCUUCACUCACCUAGUGAAACUCUGCACCCUCCCUUCAUCCAUUGACAUUGAAGCCUUGCCCCAUCAAGUACAAAUCAUGCGUGAGAGCCUCAUUGGCCUCUGUGGCCGCGCCGAAGGGCUUCUAGAACUUGAAUUCUCAACAUUCAUUAACAACACACCAAACCCUUUGAACAAUUUAACCCUCUUCCCUUACUAUGGGAACUAUGUCAAACUAGCAAACUUGGAGAACAAAAUCCUCAAAGAUAAUGGGGUUAUGCAUGCAAAGAAGGUAGCAUUUAUUGGGUCUGGUCCAAUGCCACUCACUUCAAUCAUCAUGGCAACUCAUCACAUGGAAUCAACUCACUUUGAUAACUUUGACAUUGAUGAGAAGGCGAACGAGGCGGCUCGCAAGAUCGUUGCUUCGGACGGGGUGCUUGAGAAGAGGAUGAAGUUUGAGACACGAGACAUCAUGGACUUGAGGGAGAGAUUGGGGGAAUAUGAUUGCAUCUUUUUGGCUGCACUUGUGGGUAUGAGCAGGGUAGAGAAAGUGAAGAUCAUGGGACACAUUAGAAAGUAUAUGAAGGAGGGAGGUGUUUUGCUUGUGAGAAGUGCAAAAGGGGCUAGAGCUUUCUUGUACCCGGUUAUUAAGGAGCAUGAUAUGGUGGAUUUUGAGGUGCUUACCAUCUUUCAUCCCACAAACGAUGUGAUCAACUCAGUUGUCCUUCUUCGCAAGCCUGAAGCUUAGUGUGGUAUUUCUACUUGAAGUUCCCUCCUAUCCACUGCGAAUUCAGCUUUAGUAUAGUUUUCCACCGUGUAUCCAAAUAUGGAUUUAGUAUUGUUGUGUGUCAUGUAAUGCUUUCUUUUUAUGUCAUCCUUUAUAUGAUGACUUAAAUAAUUGUACCAGUAACAAUAUCAAAGAUGGUAAAAAUAAAUGCAGUGUUUCCAAAA
This is a messenger RNA of Lotus japonicus, 1129 nucleotides long. RefSeq names its product nicotianamine synthase-like. Gene Ontology annotation, biological process: nicotianamine biosynthetic process. The coding region runs from base 72 to 926 and encodes 284 amino acids. Gene Ontology annotation, molecular function: nicotianamine synthase activity. The record is from RefSeq and is a predicted model, not a curated record. The transcript has a single exon. Lineage: Eukaryota; Viridiplantae; Streptophyta; Magnoliopsida; Fabales; Fabaceae.